CAUCUCUCAGAUCAACCUUCAAUUCCUCUCUAUUUGUUUAAUUAAAUAUAGGCUCUUCAUUCCAAUUGCAUUCAAUUCUCGUUUUAUUCUUUCAAUUUCAAUCAUAAACCUUAAAAUCACUGAAAAAUUAGGGUUAGGGUUUGUUCUUUAAUGUUUACCCUAUGAAUCCCUGAUCCUAAUUUUAUUCAAUUCCUAUCAAUUUAUAGUAAUUCUUUUCUUUUUUGGGUCUAAUUUGAUAAUCCAGUGUUCGUAGGUGCUGAUAUUUUGGAGAAGCUCUUAUUUGGUUGUAAUGGGAACCAAACGACCUUUUGAUGAGGAUUUGCAGGAAUUUUUUAAGCAUCCAAAGCAUAUUGAAAGUGAAAAUAAGCCUGAUUUCUUUGGAGAAGAUAAAUCCUCUUUUGAAGCAGCUCAAAAUGUUGUGGUUGCAGGCGAAGGUGUGGUUAACUGCUUCCGUGAAGGCGACCACGAGGAGGUCAAUGCUCUCCCAGAUUCUGACAAGACGUAUGAAACCAAUGCUUCCUUACCAAUGUUUGCUGGCAUCAGUUGUCAUGAAGAUGUCCCUGGACCCGGGGUCUCAUUUUGUUCAAAUCUUUUUCCUGAAUUAUUUGAAUUUAACUUGCCAAGGCGACAAGUAGUUCAUUAUGAUGAUACAUAUGCAUCUUUAUUAAAUUGCUCCCCUAGGAAAGAGGUUCCUCUUGGACCAGAACAUCAAGCUGACAUAUCUGAAUUUGAUUCUGAUUCAGCUAGAAAAUACAAUUCUGAUCCUGAUAAAGUGGAGAGUUUGAUGGGAAUUUGUGUCAUUCCCAACCAAGAGGGUGAAAUUUUGAUUUAUCAAACAGAUUGCAAAUGCUUAGAUGGUGGCUCCAUCAGAUGUGUGCAACAACACGCCAAUGAAGCGCGGUUAAAUUUAAAAGAUUCUUUGGGGUUUGAGAAAUUUGUCAAUUUGGGGUUUAAUAACAUAGGUGAGGAGGUAGCUUCUAACUGGACCGAAGAAGAAGAAAAACUUUUUCAAGAUGUUGUUUACUCUAAUCCUGUCUCUCAUGGUAAACGAUUCUGGGAUGAACUUUCAAUCGCAUUCCGGUCAAGAACAAAAAAAGAAUUGGUUAGUUAUUAUUUCAAUGUUUUUGUUCUCCGGAGACGUGCUGUUCAAAACAGAUCAAAAUUGUUGGCGAUUGACAGUGAUGAUGAUGAAUGGUGGGGAAGCAAAAGAGGGCCUUCUGAAGUCAUAAUAGAAGAUCAAGAUUUUCAUGUAGUGGGACCUUUGGUUGACCACAUAGAUCAUGAUUUUCAAUCUGAAGACGGUGAUCACGAUGACAAUGUUGGUGCUGAUGGUGAUAUUGUUAUUGGUCUUAAAGAUGGCCAAAAUGAAGUCAAUGAAUGCUCACUAAGCAAUAUAAAUGAUGCAAAAGCUACAAGUAAUCAAGAGCAAGAAAAACACUUUAGUGUUUAUAAAGGACACAAUGGUGGGUUGAGAUCGGAAUCAUAUUUGCAUUGGGAUCCGCCCUACUCAACGAUGGGCUCAGCAAAAGGUGUUGACCUGUUGCCUACAUGCAGCAUGAUCGAAGAAAUUUUUGGAUCUUCCAAAACUGGCAAAAGCAGUUGAACUGCACUUGAUGAGGUAUAACUUAUUUCAAAUGCAUUACUCCUAGCCUCAAAAGAGAGAGAGAACAUAAAAAACCACACUGUAACUUAUUGUACAUUAGUUUUGUGAAAUGGUAGUCCAUAUAGGGGUUCUGUUAACAUAUGAACUCGUCUACACAAUAAUUUGUGUUCGUUGUUGUCUUCUGGAUUGCAGUUAGAAUUUUUAUUUAGCCUUCUUAGUCUUGCAAUA
This is a messenger RNA of Erigeron canadensis, 1831 nucleotides long. RefSeq lists its product as uncharacterized. The record is from RefSeq and is a predicted model, not a curated record. Lineage: Eukaryota; Viridiplantae; Streptophyta; Magnoliopsida; Asterales; Asteraceae. The coding region runs from base 290 to 1603 and encodes 437 amino acids. The transcript is spliced from 3 exons.